Molecule: messenger RNA, 3596 nt
Organism: Camellia sinensis
Lineage: Eukaryota; Viridiplantae; Streptophyta; Magnoliopsida; Ericales; Theaceae
Product: proteinaceous RNase P 1, chloroplastic/mitochondrial
Biological process (GO): tRNA 5'-leader removal
Molecular function (GO): protein binding; ribonuclease P activity
Source: RefSeq, a predicted model, not a curated record
AUGCCCAUUCCGACACGAUAGAGAUAGUUUAUCUAACGGCCACACAUGGCCUUCUUCACCUCCAGCCCUUUGCAGCAUCAGAAGCAACUCUACUCAUUCACUCUCUGUAAGUGUCCAUGGACUCUUAAUUCCUUCAAUUUCCAUUUUCCAUCUCAUCUCCUCACUUUCUCACAUCCCAAACACUUACUCCAACUAUGUUUCUCACCACUUCUUGUAGUUAAAGCACACACUACCAAGUUAUCUAGCACAGAACAAGAACUCUCAAAUAAACUCAUGAAUCAUACAACAGAUAAACAAACUGUUUCUGGGUUUUCUCAUUCUAGGCUAAAGAACAAAUGGGUAUGCAAAAAGCCUAGGAAAAAGAAUGAAAAUUUUGAAAAGAGCGCACACACAGGGGAGAGAAUAGACUCUAGGAAAAGGAGAGAAAUGGGUUCUGGGUUUUCUUCUAUGAGCUCUAAAGAUGAAAAUUUAGUGCGAAAAUUGACAGAAACUAUUGAAGGCAUAUUAGUUAAUGAAAAGGAGGAUAAGUAUUCCAAGAAGGGUUUUGAUAAGAAGAAGAGGGUGGAGAAGAUGGCAAAGGGGGCCAAGAAAAGUAAGGUCGAUUCGCCGGGGUUUAGAUUGAGGAUUGCGUUGGAUAUGUGCUCCAAGAAAGGGGAUUUCAUGAGUGCACUUAAACUGUUUGAUUUGGCUGAGAGAGAAGGUAUCGAGAUGGGACAGUACCAUUAUACUGUACUCUUGUAUCUUUGUUCUUCUGCAGCUACCGGUGUUGUUCGUCCUGCAAAGAGCGGGAGUGGCAGUCGGAGUUUGAGUACUGUGAAUUCCGAAGAUUUGGAUGAAGUUGGGGAGGUUUGUAAGGCCAAUUUUCAUAAUGCUGAAUCAAAUAUUUCAAUAUCAGAUGAUGGGUUGUUGGUUGAAUCCAUUGACCAUCAUUCUAUAAAUUUGGAUAGAGUAGAGUUGGAUUCUAAUGGGUUUCAAAGCGAAGUAGGAAAUGACACCAAUGGAGUUGCAAAAGCAAAUCCUGAAGUUAUAGAUGGGAGGAUUCAUCUAAAUGGUGAUUAUGAUUUAAAAACUAUCAAAGAUGGUAACAACCUGGAAAAUUAUGAAAUUCGGGUGAGUGAAGAUUUCAAGAAGUAUGCAAUCCAGAGAGGAUUUGAAAUUUAUAAGAAAAUGUGUUUGGAAAAGGUCCCAAUGAAUGAAGCAAGCUUGACAUCUGUUGCUAGAAUGGCUCUUGCGAUGGGUGAUGGUGACAUGGCAUUUGAUAUGGUAAAGCAAAUGAUGGCAUUGGGGAUAAACCCUAGAUUGAGGUCAUAUGGUCCUGCUCUAUCGGUCUUUUGCAAUUGUGGAGAUAUUGACAAAGCGUUUGCUGUUGAAGAACACAUGUUGGAGCAUGGUGUCAAUCCAGAAGAGCCUGAACUGGAGGCACUCUUAAGAUUAAGUAUAGAAGCGGAUAGAAGUGACAAGGUUUAUUAUUUGUUACAUAAACUUAGAACCGGUGUAAGGAAGGUCUCAACAUCUACUGCUGAUUUACUCGGAAAAUGGUUCAAGAGCAAAGUAGCUUCAAAAGUAGGGAAAAGAAAUUGGGAUAAAAGAUUAGUAAGGGAAGCAAUUGCAAAUGGCGGUGGAGGCUGGCAUGGGCAAGGUUGGUUGGGUAAAGGGAAAUGGAACGUUACACGCACGUUUGUUGGGGAUGAUGGCUUGUGCAAGUGCUGUGGUGAAAAAUUGGCAACAAUUGACCUUGAUCCUAUAGAAACCGAAAAGUUUGCUGAAUCAGUUGCAUCUUUAGCUACACAAAGAGAGAAAAAUUCAAGCUUCGAGAAAUUCCAAAAAUGGCUUGACUACUACGGACCGUUUGAAGCAGUGGUAGAUGGAGCAAAUAUUGGGCUUUUCACCCAAAGGAAAUUCAAACCAUCCAAGGUAAAUGCCGUUGUGAAUGGAAUUCGUCAACUGCUUCCUUCAAAGAAGUGGCCACUCAUUGUGUUGCAUAACAGGCGUGUCACCGAUGACAAUAUGAAUAAACCAGUAAAUAAGGCACUUGUUGAGAAGUGGAAGAAUGCUGAUGCACUCUAUGCGACACCUACUGGAUCAAAUGAUGAUUGGUACUGGUUGUAUGCAGCUAUAAAGUUCAAGUGCUUACUCGUGACUAACGAUGAGAUGAGAGAUCAUUUAUUUCAACUUCUGGGGAAUGAUUUCUUCCCCAAAUGGAAAGAAAGGCAUCAAGUUCAUUUCCGCUUUUCUGAUACUGGUCCAAUGUUCCACAUGCCGCCUCCUUGUUCCGUUGUAAUUCAGGAGUCAGAGAAAGGCCAUUGGCAUAUUCCAAUUGUUUCCGAGCAUGACUAUGAAGGGGAAAGAACAUGGUUAUGCGUUACGCGUGCUAACUCAGCUGGGGCAACACUAGUUUCUUCCACCAAACGUGAAGAAUCACAAUCUCCAGUCCUUCACAAGAAAGGACUUGCAAGCUCAGAUACUCAAACCAAAACUGAGUCAAAGCUAACCCCAAUGGAUCAAAGCAACUACUACAACUCUAGACACCUGCCUCAAGAAACUUACAGGAACCUCAGAAAUAUAUUGUCGACAACCAUGUUCUCAAAGCAUCCAACAAUCCUGCCAGAUAUUGAGGCUGCAGAGAAGCUCGGUGGCUGUGUUAUUGAUUUUGACAUAUAAAGUAAACAGCUAAGACGUUCAGAAGCUUGAAUUACGCUUGCUGGAUCUUGUAUAUUCUUUCAUUUCAGCCCCUGCAGCGUCCCUAAAGACAAUUAUGAAGUUGAAACUUUUAUGGUUUCCAGAUGCAGAACCUGUUCUGCUCUCUUGGCGUUCAGUUUACUUUGAUAGGAUUAAGCAGACAAAAUUCAACCUUUAUGCUGUCUAAGGUCGGGGAUUUGUUCUGCGUUGUCCCCAGUUACGCAUGGGUGGGAGCGAAGAAGGCCGGCUUCCUAUACCUUAGUUGAGUAUUCUGCUUCCUUCUCCAUUUUUUUCAUAUAUGUAAUGUAUGCAUAUAUUUUUAAAGCUCUUCUUCAAAAAAUGCAGUUUUUUAAUCUUUUAUUUUUGCCCUUUAGUUAGCUGAUUAAGGAUUGUUGGACUAAAAGACCAUAAAAUAUUAAAAUUGUGAAGGGCAAAAAAAAAAUGUCAACUAAAAACAAAGAAAAGCAGCUUAAAAAGUUAUUUGUCAAUUAAGUUUCCUUUUUCUCAUCUCUAGUGAAUAUCUUAAAUUUUAAUCUCCAUAAAAAUGGAAGAAAUUUUUUAAAAAUAUCACUAAAAAAGAAAAAUCUGAUUAAAAAAAUUAUUUUCGAACAAUAACAAAUGUGUAUCCUAACAAACAUUUCUGAAGCCACCACUACCUUCAUUGUGUAUACUUUUAUGUGCAAUAUGAUUUUAUAUAUCCAUUUUUAGCUUCUAUGAUGGUUCUUAACUUUGUACUGAAAUAUUUGUGUAAUUUUGACUUUUUGAGAUGCAAUCUUUCUUUAGAUGCUCAAGGAGGUUCUGAUCCAUAUCAUUUUCACAUUGUUUGUCUCUCUGAAUUAUAACUUUCGCUGAGCUGAAAGAAAGAACAAUAGAUUUUUGGUGUAUUUUAAGCAAUGUUGGUAUUGGUCACUGUUUUA